This is a messenger RNA of Pistacia vera, 1642 nucleotides long. RefSeq lists its product as uncharacterized. Bases 15 to 1448 code for a protein of 477 amino acids. The record is from RefSeq and is a predicted model, not a curated record. Lineage: Eukaryota; Viridiplantae; Streptophyta; Magnoliopsida; Sapindales; Anacardiaceae. The transcript has 5 exons.
GCGCGCAAAUUACGAUGGCGAAUUUUGAACCACCGUCGUUCUCUCUGGGGCUCGAUUUGGAUACCCAAUUGGAUUCUCCAAUCGCCAUCCGACCCAUCGAUCCAUCUCCUCAAGCUCCCUCUACCCAUGCCGGCGUUCUUGGGGACAAUAUCGACACUCUCGAGCAGGCGGAAGUCAUGGACUCGGAUCCUGAACCCGAACCUGAAACGACCCGAGUGCUGAAGCGCCUUAGACGGGGUUUCGGAGCCGGACCCACAAACCAGAUAGUGCCGCCGCUUUCAGAGAAGAAGCAAGAAGUUGAGCGGCGGAGUUGUGGUGUCAAUGGUGAUGAUGAGAUUGAAGAGUUCUCUUCACAGGAGGAAGAUUUGCUAAUUAGAGAUCGGCAUCCAUCAGCACAACAUCAGUCUGUGUGUAGCAGUUCGAAGAUCCCGUUGCGUGGACAUGGAGUUUUUACCACACAACCAUUGAGAAAGUCCGGGAAAAGGGAACAAGGUUCUGAUGCACCCUCUUCUGCAAGUUUGGCUACAAACCAGAAUGGAUGGAUGUUUCCAAAGUUAACUAUUAGUCCUCUUCGGAAGUUUCAGUUGCUUGAUUCUGAUUCCGAGUUAGAUACUGAUCAGCCUUCUAUCAGCAAAGAUGUAAGCAAAGGAGCUCGUAGAAUUAAUUCAUCCUCAAAGGAAGCAGCAUGUUCUGCAAGCGAACAAAAGAAAACAAGGCCACUGGAUAUGCAUCACAAUGAGGAUUUAUGGAAGGACUUAUGUCCAACGAAGAGCUCUCAAAUUCCAACACCUGUUCUGGAUGAGUUCUGUCAAGAAUAUUUCCAAUCUGCCAAGGAUAAGGGUACAGCUUCGGAUGAUGCGUGUGUAGGUAACAAUAAAGGGCCUUACACAUAUACGAACAGCUGUGGAAACUUUGAGCAGUGCUGGGAUUCAUCCGAUCCUCUUCCUCCUUCUCAUCAUUACUUUUUCCACGAUGACCCAAGGAUUCAGAAAUUGGUCCGGAGUCGCUUGCCAAACUUUUCCCCACUAGGCAUUGUUGCAAAGAGAGGAAAUCAGCAGCCUUGCGCAUCGGUUAUUGAUUAUAUGAGCCAAUUUAGCAACGGAGAAGCUUCUAAACAGAAAGGAACUCAGAAAAUUAUAAAUAAUAAAAGCUCAACUAGGGGAAGAAAAAAAUCAGGACAACCAAAUACUCAAGAUUUGCAUGCUUCUGAAGGCUGGGUGGACCCAAAAGGCAGUGCAAUUCCAAAGGAUGCUGGCAAAAGAAGAGUUCAUGCAAAUGGUCAAUCAGCCGGCCAUUGGUAUACUUCACCAGAGGGAAGGAAGGUUUACAUCUCCAGAAGUGGGCAGGAGUUGACAGGGCAAUUUGCUUAUAGACAAUAUAGAAAGGAGAGCGGCAUUAAGAAGUCGAAAAAGAAAACUGGCAGCAAGAAUAAAAACGCCAAGAGAUGACAUUUACAUAUAUACCACACAUUUGAUGUCAUUUCUCAGUGCUGUAGAUUUUUGUAAUUGGUUUCAUAAACCUGCAUUCUAGUUGUACAGUUGUUUUGAAUCAUUAAGAAAGUAUAAUAUUGCCUAUCUUUCACUUCUUUUAAUCCUUUGAGUUUGUAAGAAAUUACAGAUCCUUGGUGUUUUGUACUUAAUAC